This is a messenger RNA of Spirodela intermedia, 1956 nucleotides long. NCBI's taxonomy places the organism in Eukaryota, Viridiplantae, Streptophyta, Magnoliopsida, Alismatales, Araceae. The record is from the annotation of a GenBank genome assembly.
AUGAAGGGCAGGAAGGGAGGAGGCUGCGAGGUGGAAGCUCGCCGGGUCAGCUACACCAUCCGCAUUCCUGAGAAGACUCGCCCGUCGAGGAUCUUGAGCAGAGACGACGGCGGCGCCGCCGGAGAAGGGAAGGGAGAAGAAGAGGAGAAAGACAGAGAAUCGCCGCCGCUGCAGUCGCCGGAGAAGGAGGGGGAGGAGGAGAGAGGAAGCAUCCGGCAUGUUCUGAAGGAGGUGAGUUGCACGGCAAAGCCGUGGGAGAUCCUCGCCAUUGUCGGCCCCAGUGGCGCCGGCAAGUCGACCCUCCUGGAGAUCCUCGCCGGGAAGCUGACUCCGGCGAGCCCCUCCGUCUUCCUCAACGGGUCGCCGGCUCACUCCGUCCAGUUGCAGAAGAUUUCCGGCUAUGUCACGCAGAGGGAUACCCUCUUCCCUCUGCUCACCGUCAAGGAGACGCUGCUCUUCAGCGCGAAGCUCCGCCUGCAACUCCCCGCCGGCGCGGUGGCCGCGAAGGUGGCGUCGCUGAUGCGCGAACUUGGGCUGGAGCAAGUCGCCGAUGUGCGUAUCGGAGAUGAGAAGGUGAGGGGGAUCUCCGGUGGGGAGAAGAGGAGAGUUUCCAUCGGCGUUGACGUCGUCCACGACCCAAGAGUGCUCAUCCUCGAUGAACCCACCUCGGGGCUGGACAGUAUGGGGGCGCAUCAGAUCGUCGUCAUGCUCAAGGCUAUGGCGGAGGCGCGGGGGAGGACGAUCAUCCUCAGCAUCCACCAGCCAGGUUUCCGCAUCGUGAAGCUCUUCAACUCGGUGCUGCUCCUCGCCGCCGGCGAGGCCCUGCACCACGGCACCGUCGACCAGUUACAGGCCCAACUGGAUUCUCUCGGGCUUCAGGUGCCGCUUCACGUCAAUGUUCUGGAGUUCGCCAUUGACGCGAUCGAGACCCUGCAACAGCAUCGGCCGCGGCAUCUACAGAGAGGCCCUCCGGAGUUGCCGGCGAGCAACAAGAAGGACCGGUGCACUCUGCAGCACCUCUUCCAGAUCUCCAGGGUCGCCGACGAGGACGUGUUGGCCGGAGGAUUAGACGCCUCCUUCAGCAGCGAUUACGCAAAUUCCAGGCUCCGCGAGACGUCCAUUUUGACUCACAGGUACCUGAAGAACGUCUUCCGCACGAAGGAGCUCUUCGCCUGCCGGACCAUUCAGAUGCUGGUAUCCGGGUUGGUCCUCGGCUCCAUUUUCUACCAGUUGGAUAGCGGUGGAGGGGGCGCAAGAGAGAAGGUGGGGCUCUUCGCUUUCAUCCUCACUUUCCUGCUGGGUUGCACGACGGAGGCGCUGCCCAUCUUCCUCCAGGAGAGGGAGAUCCUCAUGAAGGAGACCUCGUGCGGGAGCUACAGGGUCUCCUCUUACGCCCUGGCCAAUGGGAUCGUCUUCCUGCCGUUCCUCCUCGUCCUGGCGGUGCUCUUCGCGGCGCCGCUCUAUUGGAUGGCGGGGCUCCACCGAAGCCUCUCGGCUUUCUUCUACUUUGUGCUGCUCAUCUGGCUGAUCCUCUACACGGCCAACUCGGUGGUGGUCUGCUUCGCGGCGAUGGCACCGAACUUCAUCGUCGGGAACUCGAUGAUCUCGGGGGUGAUGGGGGCCUUCUUCCUCUUCUCCGGGUACUUCAUAAGGAAAGAGGAGAUUCCCGGCUUCUGGGUGUUCAUGCACUACGUCUCCCUAUUCAAGUAUCCCCUCGAGGGGCUCCUGGUCAACGAGUUCUCGGACCCCGGCAAGUGCCUCGAGUACAGCGGAGGUGUGUGCCUGAUCAGCGGGGAGGAGGUCCUCCGGCAGGUGGGGCUGGGAGUGGAGAGUCGGUGGAGGAAUGUGGCCAUCAUGGUCUGCUUUAUCUUGCUCUACCGGUUUCUCUCCUACAUUGUCCUGAGAUGUAGAUGCAGGUGCGCCCAUAGAGGUGGUCUCCGAAGAGCUCUCACCUGA